GAUUUCUGUUUUUACGUAUACAAGCUUCUGUUUCUUUUCAAAAAAACGUAUAGAAGCUUCUGUACCAAGUUAUCAAGCAAACCCUAGAUCGACGCCAUGGAAGACGCCGUAUUACCUGAAAGCCACAUCCUCGAAGUUUUAUCCAGACUACCGCUGAAAACAAUAAUCCGCUGCAAGUGCGUGUGCAAAAGGUGGCGUGAUCUUGUCUCCGACCCCUACUUUGUAGAUCUUCAUCUCUCCAGAUCGCGUCCGUGCCUAAGUUUUCACCAAUACGAUUCUCCAAGCUCGAUAUUAGAGUUGGUAGAAGUGGAACACGAAGUUGAUUACGACCGUUUAACCCUCCAUCAUGUCAAGACCCUUAAUCUUCAUCUUAGUGCAGUUCCCUACCCUUGUAAUUGGACAACUCAAGUGGGCUCGGUUAAUGGUUUGAUCUGCUUGCACAACCGAGAUUUUGAUACGACUUACAUAUUCAAUCCUUUGGACGAAGAAUACAUGAUCCUCCCUCAACCACCAAAACCAAAUUUGGAGGAUGUUCGGUUCCCAUUAACUUAUGGUUUCGGAGUUUCAAUGACAGGGAAAUACAAAGUCAUAUGGAUUUACGCGCUUAAAAUUGAAGUUUACACCCUUGGAACCAACCAAUGGAGAUGUUUCGGACCAACCCCUUACCGCAUUAGCUAUCGUUGGGCUGUGGAUCCGCCGGGUGUAUUUGUGAAUAGUCAUGUUUAUUGGAUUAUUCAUGGCCAAAUUUACAAAUUCGAUAUGGACACUGAGACAUUUGAGUCAUUUCCGUCCCCUCCGGGGGAACUAGGGGAUGAUCAAGAAUCAAUGCAAAUGCUGGGAAUCCUGAAAGGCAGCUUAAGUCUGUUUUCUUGGACUUCAUUAGGGUUUAACCUUUGGGUGAAGAAGGAAUCUUGGUAUAAAGCGAUAGCGGUGAUCCAGGAAAACAUAGACCCGUUUCUUAAAUCGCUAGAGUGGGAACCCAGGUUUCUCAUGGAUGGUUCAGAUGGUACUAGUAUUUUGAUCUUCUGGCCUUGGCCUGAGGAAAAUCCAAGUCUGCUGGGGUAUUGUCUUAACACGAAUAAGAUUCUAGAUCUGAAUUUGCCUGGCGACAUCUUUGCAAGUAUGCUUACGUAUCGUCCUAGUCUUGUUAAGCUCCAAAACCUUGGAUCAGAGAGAGUUCGAGUUGGUUCCUUGUACAGUAAUGACACUGUCUCUGCGAAGAAUAGAUAUAAGUCCAGUUUGAAGUUCGAGCAAAGGGCGUCAUUCUAGCUGUUGUUAGCUUCGGGCAUGUAUUACCUUUUCUUGAGUCAGUUAUUAUGUUUAAACUAUUUAGUAGGCCUAAUGAUGGACGAAUGUUUUAGAAAACAAUACUCUUCAUUUUUAUUUUAAUUGUAAUUUGAGUUAAUAUUAUUUCCUUUGCU
Molecule: messenger RNA, 1421 nt
Organism: Helianthus annuus (common sunflower)
Lineage: Eukaryota; Viridiplantae; Streptophyta; Magnoliopsida; Asterales; Asteraceae
Product: F-box protein At3g07870
Exons: 1
Coding region: 97-1269 (390 amino acids)
Molecular function (GO): protein binding
Source: RefSeq, a predicted model, not a curated record